AUGUUGACAGAAAUAAAUGUAGGAGUAGAACAUAAAUUAUUAAUAUAUAGGGACCUGUAUGCAAUUAAUCUUAUAUACCAAAAUCUUAUUACAUCCGAAUGCCAUUGUUCCUAUCAUUGUGUUGUCUUUCGAUCAAAAAACCCCAAAUCUCUGUUUGCAGAGAGGACGAGGAAAGAGAGAGAGAGAGAGAGAGAGAGAGAGAGAGAGAGAGAGAGAGAGAGAGAGAGAACGACUAUGGACGCUAUAAGGAAGCAGCUUGAUGUGCUCAUGGGAGCUAACCGAAACGGCGACGUUCAGGAGGUGAAUCGCAAAUACUACGACCGUGAUGUGUGUCGUCUUUACUUGUCUGGUCUCUGCCCUCACGAUCUCUUCCAAUUGACGAAAAUGGAUAUGGGACCAUGCCCAAAGGUGCACUCUUUGCAGCUUCGGAAAGAAUACCGAGAAGCAAGGGCAAAAGGUGUUGAUAACUACGACAGGGAAUUGGAAGAUGCCAUAGACAGGCUUAUCGUUGAGUGUGAUAGGAAGAUUGGUAGGGCCCUUAAGCGUCUUCAAGAAGAGGACGCCAAAGCUGCCAUUGCCAUUUCUGUCUCUGAAGUCACUCAGUCGCCUGAAAUUCUCGAGUUAUCGGAGAAAAUCAAAGAGAAGAUGAAGGAAGCAGAUAUCCACGAUCUUGAAGGCAAAAUGGAUCUUAAGAUUAGAGCUCUUGAGUUAGUCGAAGAGAUGAGGACCAAGAGAGCUGACCAACAGGCGGUGUUGCUGUUGGAAGCCUUCAACAAAGAUAGAGCAUCCUUGCCACAGCCCGUUCCAGCUCAACCACCAUCUUCCGAAUUACCUCCACCGGAUCCUCGCACUCAAGAAAUGAUAAAUGAGAAACUGAAGAAGGCAGAAGAUCUUGGUGAACAAGGAAUGGUUGAUGAAGCCCAGAAAGCCCUGGAAGAGGCUGAAGCUCUUAAGAAGCUUACAGUUAGACGAGAACCUCCAGCAGAUUCAACGAAGUACACCGCUGUUGAUGUGCGCAUCACAGACCAAAAGUUGCGUCUAUGUGACAUAUGUGGAGCAUUCUUGAGCGUCUAUGACAGUGAUCGCCGUUUAGCUGAUCAUUUUGGGGGGAAGCUUCAUCUAGGAUACAUGCUAGUCCGGGACAAAUUAACAGAGCUUCUGGAUGAGAAGGCCAAUAUACGCAAGGAAAGAUCAAAGGAACGGAACAGUAAGGAGAGAGAAUCAAGUAAAGACCGAGAGAAAGAACAAGAAACUAGUCGUGAACAUCGAAGAGAUUAUGAUCGCAGGAGUAGAGAUCGAGAUAGGCACCAUGACCGUGAUCGUGAACAAGACAGAGACUAUGAUCGGUCACACUCAAGAAGCAGACGUAGGUCACGCUCACGGUCCAGGUCAAGAGAUAGACCAAGGGACUAUGAUCGCCACAGGCGUCACAACCGCUACUAGAUCGAUCGGUCUUGCUGUCUAACAGGGUUUACAAGUUACAAAUGGUUUUAGGAUCUAUCACCGAAACUUUUUUCUGUCUACAUGUAUGUUACUCAAGUAUGUUAGAUGAGUUUCAGAAAAUUUCACAUCUUUUUCUUUUACCACAAACUAAAGACUUGGAAGAAACAAGAUGUGGUUUAUGUUUUUACCACAUCUGAGAAGCGUGUAUGCACUAUCAUCGAACGAAACAACCGCGCGAAUAGAUUCUCGAACUAUCUAUGUACCUUGAUUACAAUCGUGGAAGUAAUUAGAAAUUAUAUGAUUUUGUAGUUAUCUAUAUUGGAAUUCAG
Arabidopsis thaliana (thale cress) is the source of this 1772-nucleotide messenger RNA. RefSeq names its product LUC7 related protein (gene UNE6). The transcript has 13 exons. Gene Ontology annotation, cellular component: U1 snRNP. The record is from RefSeq and is marked reviewed. Lineage: Eukaryota; Viridiplantae; Streptophyta; Magnoliopsida; Brassicales; Brassicaceae. Gene Ontology annotation, biological process: mRNA splice site recognition. Gene Ontology annotation, molecular function: mRNA binding. Bases 1 to 1443 code for a protein of 480 amino acids.